This is a messenger RNA of Patiria miniata (bat star), 2831 nucleotides long. Its product is annotated as torsin-1A-like. The record is from RefSeq and is a predicted model, not a curated record. Bases 106 to 1206 code for a protein of 366 amino acids. NCBI's taxonomy places the organism in Eukaryota, Metazoa, Echinodermata, Asteroidea, Valvatida, Asterinidae. The transcript has 6 exons. Gene Ontology annotation, molecular function: ATP hydrolysis activity; ATP binding.
CAGUGACAGCCGGCAGUCGAUAUGGUCAAUUCUCGGAAAACAUGACAUGGAAAAACGUGAACGUAACUGUCACCAAAGCCCGUUUUAAAAACCACAUGUGAGGUGAUGAUACAACUUACCUUAAUCCCAAAGGCCUUUGGUAAUCCACAAAGAACAACUAGAUGCACAAUGACGCACUUGCCAAAUUUCUUGUUGCAAUCUGUCGUCACGACCGUGUCAUCGUGGACCGUUCUUUGCAUGAUACUCUGCGUUCAAGUCACGCUCGAGUUUAGUUUCGGGGAUGUGGCCCGAUUCGUCAGACAUCCUUGGUGUGUGACCGAGUGUUGCACUGACGAAAUUUGGAUCAACCGUUCAAAUUCCUCAGGAUUGCAAAAAGCCUUGAAAUCGCAGCUGUUCGGUCAGCACUUAGUGACGGAUCAUGUGGUGGCAGCAGUCGAGGCUCAUCUCACCGACAAAGACCCCGAGAGGCCGCUAGUCCUGUCCUUCCACGGCCGGACGGGCACCGGCAAAAACUACGUGGCCCGCAUGAUCGCGGAGAGCAUCUACAAGAAAGGGAUGAACAGCAAAUACGUCCACCACUAUGCAGCCAAUAAGCAUUUUGCCCAUGAAAAACGUUUAGACGAAUACAAGAGUCUCCUAAGAUCCGAGGUGGCGGCCUAUACCUACAGCUGCCCGUACCAACUCUUCAUCUUUGACGAAAUCGAAGACAUGCCGGAAGGGCUCCUCGACUCCCUCAAACCGUUCAUAGACUACAACGUCCAUCUAGACAAUGUGGACUACCGUAAAGCCAUCUUUAUCUUUUUAAGCAACACAGCAGCAAUGGAGAUCACCCAAAAGACCUAUAGUCAUCUGAGCGCCGGCGGCAACCGGGAGAAAAUCACGCUACAGGAGAUGGAAGAAGUCAUUGAGAAGACUGCGUACAGCGCAAAAGGUGCCUUCAACAGAAGUCGUCUAAUCGACAGCUACGUCAUCAGUCACUUCGUGCCUUUCCUUCCUCUCGAAAGACAACACGUGCGAGAGUGCGUGCGAGUCGCACUGCGUAAACGCUCUUUCUCUCGGCGCCACAUGAACGACGCUAUCGACCAAGUUAUGGACCUUCUACAAUUCUGGCCCGAAGUUAGCAAACUGUUUGCCCUCAAAGGGUGCAAGAACGUGAACGAAAAAGCCGCGCUUGUUGAUCACCAAAUGCGAAAAACAGAGUUAUGAAGCUAGCCUAGGUUUUAUAUUUAUUAAAAUCAUUUUGAUAACUAUAGGUAGUAGACUCAACUCUAUAGAGUCUUGGCUCUGUCAUUUCUAGUACACAAAUGUAACAUGGUUUGAGGUUGGGUAGUCAAUAUUUAUAUCGAUCCCAGGUAUUGGAAGUUGACAGGCUAUUUCCUGUGGCGAAGUUGAGAGAACUAGUUUGUCAACUUCCAAUUACCGACGGGAUCCCAUAUCGACUAUCCAUCCGAAAUAAACCAUGUUGUAUUUGUGUUACUGUACCUCAAACAUAUUUAGCAAAACUUCAUCAAAGUACGCUUGAGGCUUGGUGAAGCAUUACUGUGCAUGUGCCACCAUCUUGACAUGUAGCUAGGGCUGUAUUCGAGUGUGUGCGCACACUACCCCUGUACAGUUGCUUCGUCAAGCACAUGCGCAUGUGUGUUUACCCUGUGCGUGUAUCCUCGUACGUGUUCUACAUAACUCCUGAGGACCGACACACAAAGGGAGAACAACAGAUCCUUUCAGUCCUCGGGAGUUGGGUCUUUUGUUGGAAAUGGUCCUCUGUAGUAGGUUCGUGUGCUGAGUCAAUGGGAGAGUGUUAUAUUACAGGGACAAAGGGAAACACAAAGCAUUGUCCUCGGGAGUAUAGUAAAACAAGAGUGGCUUCGCGCGCACUUGGUAAACAGCAAAACUAGCGGCUGACCUGUGACGGUGAUUGGACCAAUGAGAAGUUUUGGGUCUAGAUUAUGAAUAUGUAUGAGGUGUAGUAGUAAAAACUAUAGACCAGUGCAAUUUGCCCAUGUUCUGCGAUGACUGGGGUGGUUUUUCAGCAGCACUGGAAUGCCGCAAAAAUGGUUUUGGUAUUUUGCUCAGUGCACUCACAUUUGGUGACGUGUUUAGACUUUUUACGAAAUGACAUGCGACGGGGUGCUUAGACCAAAGGACAUUUGCCUGUGUAUUGGCAUACGCCAAAAUUGUGUAACACCCCUCCCCCAUUUUGUUGUCUUUUGCCCCUGGUUUUUGUACAUAAAUAAUGAUUAUUUAAAUUUGCCAUACUGUAAAUUAGUAUUAGUAUGUGUAGAAAUAGUCACUUCAAAAGUGACUAGUUUUUUUUUAUUAACAGCUGAUUAAAUUGUCAAAUCAAAUUUUUUGAGCAUGGAAGGAAAGAUGUCAAUUUCUCUUGAAUUGACUAGUAACAAGGCAAGAUGUAUAAAGGGUAUGUUGCUGAAAGUGCAUUUUGUUUUUGUAUUUUGUCAUUCCAAAUUUGUUUUUCUUUUUAAUUAAAGUGAUGUAAAAUUUCAGGGGUUUUUUUGUGCAAGAUUUUUUUUGUGAAGAUGUUCUGUCCAUGGUCUGCAAUGAAUGAGAAUUUUUUUUUCCAGAAAUUGUCAACACAUUUUUUGUUUCUUCUUUUGGGCAUCUCCAAAACCCCUGAAAAAAGGGUUUUAUAUUGUGGGACUUUUGAAUACAAUUUUGCAUUGUGAGAAGACUGGUUCCCAGUCCACUCCCUACAUUAGCAAUUCAGAUAGAUGGCAGGAACCAGUCUACACUGGGCACGUAUUUUUUGUUUAAUGGCUCACUCAAAACUGAUAACUACAUUUACAAUUGAAAUUAAACGGAUAACAAGGAUGGUA